Messenger RNA from Pseudopipra pipra, 846 nucleotides. RefSeq names its product p53 apoptosis effector related to PMP-22-like. The record is from RefSeq and is a predicted model, not a curated record. Gene Ontology annotation, cellular component: membrane; cell-cell junction. The transcript is spliced from 3 exons. Gene Ontology annotation, biological process: cell-cell adhesion. NCBI's taxonomy places the organism in Eukaryota, Metazoa, Chordata, Aves, Passeriformes, Pipridae. Bases 131 to 694 code for a protein of 187 amino acids.
UCCGUGCAUGCGGCCGUAGGUACCGGAACUCACUUUCCGGGAGCUUUGCAGAAGUACCCACUGCUUUGCGUUGCUGAGUCUGCGGCAGAGACAGCUGUUCCCGUCCCGCCAGCCACCCCUGCCCUGAACAAUGGUGAAGUACGGCCUCGACUACACGCGGUGCAGAUGGAUCCUACCCCUGCUCCUAGGCAUAGGAGUCAUCUUUGGUAUCAUUGCGCUGGCGGGCAGGGGCUGGCUGGAGUCGCAGACCUUGCCCUACGUGCAGCAAGCGUCGUUAUGGCAGAACUGCAGGAGGCUGGGUGGGGAAUGGAGCUGCGAGUCCCUCAUGGGUUACGCUUGGGGAAGAGCUGCUGCUGCGACAUACCUGGUUGGCUUUCUACUUCUAGUCAUCUGUUUUGCUCUGGCCAUCAUAGCAUUUGCCAUUGACACACUUCGGUUCAACUUCAUACGUGGGAUUGGAGGCUUACUUUUUGUGGCUGCUGUGUUCUCCAUCAUGGGCCUGGUCAUUUAUCCAGUAAAGUUCUCAUCUGAAAUGGAAAUGACAGGAAUUAAUAUGUUCAGCUGGGCUUAUGGCUUUGGCUGGACCACCGCCAUUAUGGAAAUAUGCUUGGGAUUCUUCUUCUGCUGCCUUCCUAACUAUGAAGAUCAGAUCUUGGGUAAUGUGAAGCCCACGUAUUUUUACUCUUCCCCAUAAGCACCUGGAAAACUGUUUUCAUAUUCCAGAGAUAUCUGACAGACUAGCUAUGUUUUUCAGAAUAUUGUCAUCAGAUGUUAGUAGAAAAGGCUGGAAACUUUUCAAAUGUAAAAAAAAUGGCACUGGCAUCUGCAAUAAAGUUAUUUACUCUA